AUGUCGUGGCUGCUGAAAAGAUGGUUCUUUCCAGAAGAACAAAACUCUUCUGCCUCCGCGACACAAUCAACAAACACAUCCAUUCCCCAAUCAUCCCAAUCACAAUCACAGCUACAACAAGAAACACCACCUAGCCUCCUCCAAAACAACCAAAAACUCCUCAUUGGCGGGCUCCUCUUCUUCUCUCUUUCGACCUUCAUUACGCGCCGCUCUCUACUCCGCAAACACCGCAACGCCAUUCCGCCCUACUACACCUCAUCAGUCUACCACAAGCCCGAAAUCAACAAUACAUUGGAAGCAUUCGAGGCACUCAACAUCGCCACUAUAAAUGUCUUCUCCAUCGCCAUGGCGGCCCUAGGUGGCGCUAUGUGCGCAUUCGAUGUUAAUACAAUGACGGAAGCGCGGACGAAACUGCGGGCUGGUAUGGGCAUUGCGCAUGGCGUGCCGCCGACAGAGGAAGAGGAGAGGCAGUUUGAGGAUGAGAUGGAGGAGAUUCUGUCUAAGGUGCUGGCGAAAAAGGAUAUUGCGGAGAUUAGGAAGAAGGUUGAGGCGGCGAGGGCUGAAGGGAGCGCGAAAAAAGAGUGA
Talaromyces proteolyticus is the source of this 585-nucleotide messenger RNA. RefSeq lists its product as uncharacterized. The transcript has a single exon. The coding region runs from base 1 to 585 and encodes 194 amino acids. The record is from RefSeq and is a predicted model, not a curated record. Gene Ontology annotation, cellular component: mitochondrion. NCBI's taxonomy places the organism in Eukaryota, Fungi, Ascomycota, Eurotiomycetes, Eurotiales, Trichocomaceae.